GGCGCUACAGACAUUAGAGGAAAUCAAGGAACUUCAUAACCACCCCGAUUGUUGGCCCACGGCGGGGUGAGACAAGGGCAGGCCAAAUAAUACAUAGGAUGUGGAUCUGGUAUCUCUUGCUUGGUUCGGGAUCGGGCUCAGCCUUGGUUGAGAGCCAGCUUCUCCCGGGAAACAACUUCACCACGGAGUGCAACAUCCCCGGAAAUUUCAUGUGCGGGGACGGGAGAUGUAUUCCCGGGGGCUGGCAGUGCGAUGGUUUUCCUGACUGUUUCGACGGGAGCGACGAGAAAGGCUGCCCGAAGGUGAAGUCAAAAUGCGCCCCCACGUUCUUCUCCUGUGCCAACGGCGUCCACUGCAUCAUCGGACGCUUCCGCUGUAACGGCUUCAAGGACUGUCCCGAUGGCAGCGACGAGGAGAACUGCACAGGUAACCCUCUGCUCUGCUCAUCAUCCAGAUUCCACUGUAGGAAUGGGCGGUGUGUAGACCGUAGUUUCCUGUGUAAUGGUGAAGAUAACUGUCAGGACAACAGUGAUGAGGAAAACUGUCUGACCACGGCAGAGUCACCUGGGCAGGACUUUGUAACAUUAGACUACAGGCUGCGUUACUACCCCAGUAUAACAUAUGCAGUGAUCGGAAGCGCUGUCAUUUUUGUCCUGGUGGUGGCGCUGUUGGCCUUGGUCCUGCACCAUCAGAGGAAGCGCAGUGUGCUGCUGCCACGGGGGGUGCGUGGAGCUCAUCAGCACCAUCAGCCCCUGCUGCUGUCCCGCCUGGUCAUCGUAGACAGGGGUCACGUCCACUCCGCUGGCCCCAGCCUCUCGCCCUCCACCACCUCCGCUCAGUUCAGCUCUGCCCCCAGCCUGCAGCUGCUCUCUGGGUCUCUGUUCCCCAGAGCCCACUCGCUGGACUCUCCUCCAUCAUACUCACAGGCUGUGAUGGAUGCCAGCCGGCCACCCUGGUUCGAUCUCCCGCCUCCGCCAUACCCUCCUGACGGUAGCGAGCCGUCCGACAGAGAACCACCUGUGUACGAGGCCCCUGCUGAGUCCUCCUGUACUCCCAGAACCAGGACCACGCCAGCAGAAUCUGGGUCCACCUCCAGGAACAGAGAGGAGUCUGACUCACUGUAG
Chanos chanos (milkfish) is the source of this 1124-nucleotide messenger RNA. RefSeq names its product low density lipoprotein receptor class A domain containing 3 (gene ldlrad3). The transcript is spliced from 6 exons. Gene Ontology annotation, cellular component: plasma membrane. The record is from RefSeq and is a predicted model, not a curated record. Gene Ontology annotation, biological process: receptor-mediated endocytosis. Gene Ontology annotation, molecular function: protein binding. The coding region runs from base 99 to 1124 and encodes 341 amino acids. NCBI's taxonomy places the organism in Eukaryota, Metazoa, Chordata, Actinopteri, Gonorynchiformes, Chanidae.